AUGGAAGAUUCAAGACCGAGAAAAGCACCAGGGAUCGCUGCUCAAGAGACUGGCCCUGGCCCUGGAUGCUACAGCUUGCCUCCGACAGUCGGCUUUGUCAACCACGACUACACCCGCUUCACCAGUCCGGCCUGUUCUUUCCACCAGAGACUUAACAACAUACACUUGAAAGAUGCCAGCCCUGGACCCCGUUACUAUGUACAACCUGAGGUCACCCGCUUUGGCCGAGUCAGGGGCCCCUCGUAUUCGAUGCUGGCUCGACCCAAACCUCCAGGUCUACCUCGGACCCCCGGGCCAGGCACGUACAGCCCCGAAAGGGUCCCACCUCCGUCCCAACUGAGACCGCCGUCUUUCUCCAUGGGUGCCCGCACUAAGUACCGCCCGGUGGAUCGUGUCCCCGCCCCCAACAGCUACACCCUUCCCAUGCUCCUGGGCCCACAAGUCCCCAACAAACCUUCCAGCCCCUGCUUCACGAUCUCCGGACGAAGCGACAAAGGCAGCUAUUCGGAAGACCUGUCUCGAACGCCCGGCCCGGGAUGCUACGGCACCACCAACCCCAAUGUUUACUUGUGCCGCUUGCCUGCGUUCUCCAUGUUGGGGAGGCUACGGAAGCCCACUAGUGCCUUCCCCACACCGGGGCCUGGGACGCACAGCCCUGAAAAGGUAACAGCACACUUGAAAAGAUCCCCUUCUUACUCCCUGGGAGUUCGCCACUCCGAAUACCUCAUGCCCUUCAUUGUAGACACUCCAGAAUGGUAG
Messenger RNA from Euleptes europaea (tarantolino), 759 nucleotides. RefSeq names its product CIMAP1 family member D (gene CIMAP1D). Bases 1 to 759 code for a protein of 252 amino acids. The record is from RefSeq and is a predicted model, not a curated record. Gene Ontology annotation, cellular component: cytoskeleton. NCBI's taxonomy places the organism in Eukaryota, Metazoa, Chordata, Lepidosauria, Squamata, Sphaerodactylidae. The transcript is spliced from 4 exons.